Messenger RNA from Triticum turgidum subsp. durum (durum wheat), 1422 nucleotides. NCBI's taxonomy places the organism in Eukaryota, Viridiplantae, Streptophyta, Magnoliopsida, Poales, Poaceae. The record is from the annotation of a GenBank genome assembly.
AUGCGGCGCAUGGAGGCGAUCCGGGCCGCCCGCCCCUACAACUCCAUCGCUAACGACGGCAGCGGGUGGGUCACUCUGCCUGUUCCGGAGCCUGCGGGCAGUGGCUCGCCCCGCCGCCGCCGGAACGACACUCCGUCGCCUGAGAGGGGAGGUGGCGCCGGGAGGAAGGAGGACCUCUCUCCCCCGCGGCGAAGGCAGCGGCGUGACACGCCAUCUCCUAAGCGUGGAGGUGCUGAGGGGAGUGAUAUUUCGCCUCCGAGGCAGAGGCAAAGGCGGCGUGACACACCCUCACCGGAUGGCAAGGGUACAGGAGAGGGAGGCGAUCUGUCACCGCCACGGAAGUCCAGGCGGCAAGCCAAUCCCUCUCCUCCAAGGAGGCGGGCUCGCCAUGAUUCCGAGGAACCCCAGGACAUCUCACCACCACGGAGGCGCACGAGGCACGACUCCGAGGAGCCUCAGAACCACUCCCCCCCUCGGCGCCGGACUCGGCAUGACUCGGAGGAGCCUCAGAACCACUCCCCCUCUCGGCGCCGGUCUCGGUAUGACUCGGAGGAGCCUGGAGACAUCUCUCCGCCACGAAGACGGAAGCGCCAGGACUCUGCACAGCUGGACGACCUGUCGCUCGCAAGAAGACAAAAUUUGGGACAGAGCCUGGGUGAUGGGGAUAUUUCUCCACCAAGGAAGGGUCGGAAGUCUGCAUCAGAUGAUUUAUCUCCACCUCGUAAGGAGAGAGACACUUCUCCUCCAAGGAAGGUUAGAAAGGAAGGAGCUCCGAAAGAGACAAUGAGAGCUGGGUUGAUGUCAGCAGAGGAAGUUAAAGAGGACAUCAGAAAGAUUAAGGAGGAUGAGAAGCUCAAGUUUGCAGCACAGGACCCUUCGUUCACUGGUAAAGGGGCAAAGGUAGUGUUCCGAGAUAAGGAAGGAAAAAGGAUAAAUCAAGAAGACAUACAGAAGGCAAAGAAAGACGAGAAGCCAAAGGAAAAACAUAUAGAAUGGGGUAAAGGUUUGGUGCAGAAACGAGCAGCCGAGGCUCGAGUGAAGGAGCUUGAAGAUGUGAAGGAUCAGCCAUUUGCAAGAACAAGGGAUGAUCCUGAGCUUGACGGCAUGCUCAAAAACAGACUCCGAUGGGGUGAUCCUAUGGCUCAUCUUGUCAAGCGCAAAGAUACAGAUUUUCUUCUCAAUGACUUGGGAGAUGAUGAAAAGAUGAAGGAAUCUGGAUUUAUAGUUCCUCAAAAUGUACCUGCUCACAGCUGGCUGAAGCGUGGGGUAGAUCCUCCUCCAAACCGUUAUGGCAUAAAACCAGGCCGUCAUUGGGAUGGAGUGGACCGCAGCAAUGGAUACGAGAAGGACAUGUACAAGCUAAAGAAUGACAAGCAGGCCACGGAGCAGGAGGCAUACCUUUGGUCCGUCGCAGAUAUGUGA